CAAUCCCCAUCCUCAUUCAGUCAUUCCCAUACCAUCUUACCUUUACCCAAAUCAUAAGUCAUAAUAUUAUUUUUAAUCUCAUCAAAUCUUUUUUAUUACAGUUGUAGAACAAAUCAAAUCAUAAAUAAUGGUGAAAAUUGGAAAAUUACCAAAUCCAAAUUGAUUCUAAAAUCCCCACCAGGCCACCCUUUUGGUAUUUUCUCCUUCUACUCAUUUAACGCCAAAACUUUGCAAGACUUUUGUUUUGUUUUCCUCUCUUUCAGUUUCAGUCCUCAUCUUCCACAAUACCCAUAUUUGUCAAAGUUUUCAGAUUUUUGUCUCUUCUUUUUUUCAUUACAAUCAUAUAUGAGAUGGGUUUUCAAGGGCUCUGUUAAUGGAAUCAAAAAUUGACUUUCUAGAAGAAUCAUGUUAGAGAUUUGAAAAUUUUUCAUGUGCUUGCUUGAAUCUGGUGGAAAGUAAGAUAUUUGGAAAAUUCAGGGAAAUGGGAUCUUCUGGUUUUACUGUUAUUUGCCUUUUACAUUCAGUAAUUGCUCUUUUUUGUGGAGCUAUGAUGAUGUUUUAUACAAAAGAGAUCUCAACAUUUGGUCAUGGUAAAGAAACAAGUAGCAAGCUCCAAGGAUCUACUCCACAUGAUGAGUUAUUGAUCCAAACAUCGGAUUCAUUUUCGGGUUUGCUUCUUUUUAUGAUUGGUUUUCUUCUGUUCAUGGUUGCAUUUGUUAAGGACACAAAAUUUCAAAGCUUUUUUGCCAAGGGAUGUGUGAUUCUUCACCUUUUAAUGGCUGUUUGGAGGGUUUACUUUGAGAGGAAACUUGAGGAUCUUGCUCAUGAUUUACCUAGACUAGUUAUUGGGGAUGUUGCAUUGUCAUUAUCCUGGGUUUUUUUCCUCGUCUACUCGUGGCGAGAGAAGUAUGAUUGAGCUUCAUGUGGAUGAGCUUUUACAAUGGGAAUUGUUGAGCACAACAUCUGCUUGCGUGUUUGUUCAUUGGUGUAUUCUUGAAUGAUGUAAAGAGUUUGAUUUGGAGAUAAAUUUGAUCCUGAAUACAGUUGUCUAUGUUUUUUCUGAGUGAGAUUAGACUUCCCCACACCCUCUUCUAUGAAAAAGGAAAAAAAAGUGUUUAUAUUGGUAUGUUCUUCAUUUUCUGUUAACCUAUAUGCACAGCUUAGAAUGUAAAUUUCAGUAAUAAUAAGACUAUCAUUGCAAGUAUUUUUUGAGAUUAUGAAGAGUAAUGUUCACCAUAUGGAUUAUUAAUAUAAUUGUUUUUAUUAUUUUAUUACAGAAUGGGUUGAGAAACAUGACCUUACCCGGGAAAGUGAUCCUUGCUCUCCAACUAAUA
Amaranthus tricolor (Joseph's coat) is the source of this 1334-nucleotide messenger RNA. RefSeq lists its product as uncharacterized. Bases 482 to 916 code for a protein of 144 amino acids. The transcript is spliced from 2 exons. NCBI's taxonomy places the organism in Eukaryota, Viridiplantae, Streptophyta, Magnoliopsida, Caryophyllales, Amaranthaceae. The record is from RefSeq and is a predicted model, not a curated record.